This is a messenger RNA of Monodelphis domestica (gray short-tailed opossum), 7472 nucleotides long. It is a transcript of the gene BCORL1, whose product is annotated as BCL6 corepressor like 1. Gene Ontology annotation, biological process: negative regulation of transcription by RNA polymerase II. Gene Ontology annotation, cellular component: nucleus. The record is from RefSeq and is a predicted model, not a curated record. NCBI's taxonomy places the organism in Eukaryota, Metazoa, Chordata, Mammalia, Didelphimorphia, Didelphidae. Gene Ontology annotation, molecular function: transcription corepressor activity; protein binding.
UAGGCUCAGGGUCCGGACCCGGCCGGGGCGAAGGUAGCUAGCUAGCGCUAGCUAGCUGUCUGCCUGCCUGCCUGCCUGCCUGCCUGUCUGCCUGCCUGCCUGCCUGCCGGCUCGCUCUCCUGCCCGCCUGCUCGUCCGCCCGCCCGCCUGCCUCCUCCUCCUCCUUCUCCUCGGGGCCCGGAGCGGAGGUAGGGAGGGACGGAGUGAGAGAGCGAGGCCGGCGGCGACGGCGGCGGCUGCGGCGGCCGGCCGGCCCGGCGGAGAAGGCCAGCUUCCGCGGAGUUUGUGCCCUGGGCUCCCCUGGCCCCAGCCGCCCGCCUCUUGCGCACUAAAGGGACGGGGUCGGCGUGCCAGAGGACGGCCAGUCUUGCACUCUGGAAAGUGGUCAUCACUGAAACUCGGGUUGCCUCCAGAAUUACUUAGUUCCUAGAGUCCGACCCGCCACCAGCCAGCACCGAGAGGAAGAAGGAGAAGGAGGAGGACGACGACGACGACGGCGGCGGCGGCGGCAGCGAGGAGGAGAGGACGAUCCGGAGCUCGAGCUGGAGGCAUAACAGCUCAGGUUGCUUCCAUCGCGGUGGUGAAGGGCUGUCAUGAUCUCUACGGCACCACUCUAUAGCGGGGUGCACAACUGGACCAGUACUGACCGUAUUCGCAUGUGCGGCAUCAACGAAGAGAGGAGAACGUCUCUUUCUGAUGAGGAGUCCAAGGCAGCUGGCUGCCAAGGCUUCAGACCCCAGGAGUUUUGUGUCAGUAGCGGCUUUUCCAAGGUGGAGCUCACAGCAGUUGGUAGUGGCAGCGAUGCCCAGGGGGCGGAUGCAGCUAAUGGCACCAAGGAGAAAUUUGGGUACACAGCAGGGGAGCAUCAACCCAGCACAGAACCAAAAGAGGCCCCUCCUGAGCCCGAUGGUAUUUUUACCCCAUUAACCAAGCUGGGGGAUGGCCAAGGGCUCAACAAGCCUUCCCCUCCUGAAGGCACAGAGCCAAGCAGCAGCGGAGCCGAAACCCACGUGGACAAGCUAACCACCUGUCCCCUGGCUGGGCUUAAGGCACUGGACCACCAGCAUGCUGGAACACAGAAGAACACUUGCAUUUUGGCUACAUUAGGCAUUGGGACUGCUAUGGAUGGGGCCUUGCCUUUGGUGGCUGCUGAUGUCAGCCCCUUGCCUAUCCCCGUUUCUGGCCCUGGCCCAGCACCCCUGUCUGCUUCCCUCUCCGUCCCCCUUGCUGUUCCUGCCUCAGUCACCCUUUCGGCUUCUGUCCCUUCCCCUCCAUUGGCUCCGGCUCCCAUCCCCAUCUCCCUCGCUACUCCGGCCUCCAUUCCGGCACCAGCCCCCCUGUCCCUCCCAGCCUUAGUUCUAGCUCCUAUCCCUGCCAGUGGUCCAGUCCCACCUCUGCCCACUCCAGCCGCAUCACCAGCCACCCUUCCUGCCCCUCCUCCUACUCUCAUUACGGCCUUUGCUGCUGCCACUCCUGCCCCCCCACCCACUCCAGCUCCGGUGUUUACCCCAGCGCCCACCCCAGGCCCUCAGGCCAAGCCUGCUCUCGCUCCCGUCCCCACGCCAGCUCCAAUUUCUGCACCCUUCAACCUCAAUCGAGUGUGUUUCCCAGCCACUCAAGCCCCAGCGAUGCAGAAGGUGCCCCUGUCUUUCCAGCCUGGGGCAGUCCUGGCCCCAAACCAACCAUUGGUCUAUAUCCCUCCCCAAAGCUGUGGGCAACCUCUUAGCGUGGCCACAAUACCUGCUCCACUAGGGGUGUCGUCCACGCUUACGCUCCCCGUGCUGCCCUCAUACCUGCAGGAAAGGUGUCUGCCUGGCGUUCUGGCUUCUCCUGAGCUCCGCUCUUACCCCUGUGCUUUUUCUGUGACCCGGCCACUGACAUCUGAUUCCAAGCUGGUCUCCCUGGAGGUAAAUGGACUCCCUUGCACCUCUCCAUCCAGUGGAAACAGCACCCAGUCUGCACCUGAUGGUGGCCCUGCUCCUCCAGGGGAUGUCUCUCUACCUACCCCUGCUGCCAAGAUUCUCCCACCACCACCCCAGCCUUCCCUGCCGGCUACUGGUGGGGGCUCAACCCCAGGACACCCCACCAAGGCCCCAGCUGCUGCAGAGCAUCACACAGAAGGGGCUUCUGCUGCCUUUUCCCCUCUUAAGUCCCCACCGCAGCUGGAGCGAGAGAUGAUCUCCCCUCCCGAGUGCAUUGAGAUGCCCCUGGACCUCUCUUCCAAGUCCAACCGCCAGAAGCUUCCACUGCCAAGCCAGCGCAAGACACCACCCAUGCCGGUGUUGACACCAGUACACACCAGUGGCAAGGCCUUCCUCUCCACAGUCCUGUCGCGCUCCCAUCGGGCAGCCCAGGCCACCGGCAGUAAUGUCACCUCGUGCCUGGGGCCUGCCUCCCCAUUCGUCAUCUUCCCCGAGUUUGUGAGAAACGGGGACCCGAGUGCCUGGGUGAAGAACUCCACGGCAUUGAUCAGUGCCAUUCCUGGCACCUACGUUGGGGUGGCCAAUCCCGUGCCUGCUUCCCUGCUGCUAAACAAAGAUGCCAACCUGGGCAUCAUCCGAGACCCCCGGCACCUGCCCAAACAGGAGCCCAUCUCCAUUGUUGAUCAGGGAGCACCUAAGAAUUCCAGCCCUGCCUGUGGCAAGAAGGGUGGCCAAUCGGCACCAGCUGAGAACACAGUGAGGCGAUCUACCCCAGCUCGGAUUGCCCCUGGGGUGCCCACCUGUCCAUCUAAGGAAAUGCCAUUUUGGAAACCUACUGGGCAAGGGAGCAUCUACUCAAGGUGUUCAAUCAAUGGGAAGCCUACCACAGCCCAAGUUCUGCCUGUUGGUUGGUCACCUUAUCACCCGUCACUCUUUUCAAUUGGCAUCCCCAGUCCUGGGCAGCUGACCUCACAUCAAGGUGUACCCAUCAAACCAGCUGGUGUUUCUGGGGAGUUCUCUUUGGUGCCAUCAGUCAACCCCAGUGAGGCUGCCCAUGGGGUCACCGAGGGUCAGCCGAGACCGAGUGGGCCUUUCCCAGAGGUGCAGGAACCCAUUCCACCGGGCAGUAGCUGCCAGCCUCCCACCAAGCCCUGUGAGGAGCCAGUAAACCCGACCAUCUUGAUCCUAGGACCCCAGACAGGCAGCCUUCCCAUGUCUCUCCAGCCCAGCACCAUUGGAGAGGUGAGAGGGAUGAAGGCCAAGCCCAGCAGUCCCCCCCAGGACCAAGGUCCAGAAGAGUCUGAGAGCCAUCCGAGUUCCGACCCCGCUUCCAGCCCAGAGGACCCCCGUAGCUCCUGCAAUCUGAAGCCAACAGUGGCAGCAGAUGGCAAACCCAAGAACCAGGUGCUGGCCACCUACCUGACUCCCAACAUGGCCUUGCCCCCCUCUCAGGGCUUCCACAAGUUGGCAGAGAUGUCUUUGCUACCUCAUGAAGGCCACCUGAAGGAACUCCAAGUUCAAACUGAAGUCCAAGGGACCAAGAGGGCCUUUGGCCUGGGAGCUCGUCGCAGAAGUGACGGGGACCUCACCUGGGUCAAGAAGGAGAGCAUGAUGUUCUCUCUGAGUCAAUGCUUCCAGGCAGAAAACUUCCUGGGGGGCUCAGCCAGAGCUAAGGCUGGGCAGAGUCAGCACAGACAGGAAGUACACAGUAACUUUUCGUGCAGGAACAAGUGGUAUCCAGAGGACGGAGUGAAGUCUUCCUCCAAGAGAAGCAAAUGCAGCAGGGCCAAGGAGGGAGGAGACAUGCCAGCCAGCAAGGCUAGAGGCCGGAGCCCCCACGGCCACAAGUGUAAGAAGCAUCAUGGAGAGUCCCAUGAAUCCAGCAAGAAAGCCUGCAAGUCUUCAAGCAAAGAGCACAAUGGCAUACGGGUCAAGCACAAGCGACAGAAGUCUGCCAAAUCCCAGUCCCAAUUGCCAGGAUUCCGAAGAGGAGAUGGACAUGAGGAAGGCUUCUUGGAGAAGAAAGCAAAGAAUAAUUUCCGAGACUUCAUCCCUGUAGUCCUGAGUAGCCGGACCCGCAGUCAGUCUGGGAGCCUUUGCAGCACAUUCACUAGUACCGUCGAGUGUGAGCUGGGCAGCCCAGACAUGUACCCCAUGCUGGAAGAGCACCACGAAGAAAUAGGGCUGGGUAGCAAACACCGCAAGCGAAAGGCCCACCGGUCCUCCCAGCACGUGAGUCGACGCUCUCGAGGGGACCGCUCACCGACUGAUCGGACUAGCCGCCAUUUGCGCAGGGCCCGGGAGCUGCCCUGGAAGAUGGAGCCCCCUAGGCAGCUGUGGGACACUGAUGAUGAUGAAGAAGAUGAGGAUGAGGAUGAGGAGGAAGGCCACGUGAAGAGGAAAAAAAGGAGACGGCAGAAAAACCGCAAAUAUCAUACGGGGGAAUACCUGACAGAGCGGGAAGAGCAGGUGCACAAAUCUCUGUGCCACCAGCGGCGCAAGGCCCGAGCAGAUUCUAAGUCUCGGAAGCAGAAGCUUUCCUCCCAAGGCUCUGAGAUCCGCCUGAAGACCAAGCACUCAGCAUCAAGCCACGGGUCUGGAGAUGUCGCCAUUCUUCCCAACGGCUUUCUAGAAAGCCACCUGGAAAAUGCCACCUCCCUGAGCAGCAGCAGCCUGGAGAAGCCAUCGGGGAAGCGCAAGUGUAAGACGAAGCACCUGGCUGCUGCCACAGCCACUGAGGAGAAUAAGACCAAAGGGCCCUGGCACCAAGUGAAAAUUCAGCCUCCGAAAUCCCCAUCCCCAGCCAAGCCCACAGAAUCCUGGACCCCCUUAAAGGUUCAGACGAGCUUGGAGGAUUGUCCUGAGUCCCCUUCGGCAUCCCAUAUUCCCCCUGAGGCACGUCGACUUAUUGUGAACAAGAAUGCCGGAGAGACCCUCUUGCAGCGGGCUGCGAGAUUGGGCUAUAAGGAUGUGGUCACAUACUGUCUGAAGAAAGAAAGUGAGGACGUCAACCACCGGGACAAUGCUGGCUACACAGCCCUCCACGAGGCCUCCGCUCGGGGCUGGACAGAUAUCCUCAACAUUUUGCUAGAGCAUGGGGCAAAUGUCAACUGCAGCGCCCAGGAUGGCACCAGGCCUGUCCAUGACGCCGUGGUCAAUGACAACCUGGAGACCAUCUGGCUCCUGCUUUCCUAUGGGGCAGACCCCACACUCGCCACCUACUCAGGGCAGACGGCCAUGAAACUUGCCAGCAGUGACGCAAUGAAGACAUUUCUCAGCGAUCACCUUUCAGAUCUCCAGGGUCGCCCAGAGGGUGAUCCGAGAGUGGCCUGGGACUUCUACAGCAGCUCUGUAUUGGAGGGGAAGGAUGGGGCCAAGUGUGACCUCCUGGAUAACCCCCCUGGAGCCUCUGACAAUGACGGAAAUGACCAGGAAUCGGACGACUUCAUAUUCGAGUUCUCUGAGAAGCCAUUGCUUCCCACUUACAACCUCCAAGUGUCGCUUUCUCGUGGGCCCUGUAACUGGUUCCUGUUCUCCGAUGUCCUGAAGAGACUGAAGCUAUCCUCGAGGAUAUUUCAGGCCCGUUUCCCGCACUUUGAGGUCAUCACCUUGCCCAAGGUGGAGUUCUACCGGCAGGUGGUUUCCAGCCAACUGCUCACCCCUGCCGAGAGGCCGGGGGGCCUAGACGCCAGCCCCCUGACCAGCACUGAGACUAUUGAGUUGAUCCGCUAUGAGCCCGAGUUGCUGCAGCUCCUAGGGUCUGAGGUUGAAUUCCAGUCCUGGAGCAGCUGACGGGCUUGCACGAGCCCGCCAGCCUUCCCUCUCUCCCCCUCCUCUGCCCCCUCUCCCACCUGCCCCUCUUUUCCGGACUGACUGCAGUAUGAGGCAAUAAUACAGCCCAACUAGAAGCAGCCUUAUCAAUGCCAGCAUUAGUGACUGGAGUCUUUGGGUUCAGAUUCCCUCUCACCUCCCUCUAGUUGCGGUCAAAGGGGGAAAAACCACAUCUUGAUCUCGGAAGAUCAGAGAGGACCCGCAAUGACUGUGAGAGGGGACAGGGUGCCCUCAACUCAGCUCACCUCACCCUCCUAGGCCGGGAGCCGGGCACUGGCCCAGUGUCUUUGGCGCCUGGCCCUAGGUGGGCUCAGGGAUCCCUGGGUGCGCGUGACCAAGCCCGGGCCGAGGGAAGCAGACCCAGGUCCAGUUGGCGGUGCCAGCCCUGGUGGAGAAAUUAGCAAAUUCUUUCUCUAGCUACAGCCCCCUUCCCAUACUCCUUGGUGUCUUCCAUGAUAUUUAUUUAAUUAGUAUUUAAUUUGUAUUGUUUCCUUGGUUUCUGAGAAGUCUGUAUCACUGUGAUGAUCUGAGACAUCAGCUUGAAAGAGGGCCUUUGUUCACCUUUUCGUUUUCUUCCCUCCCUUUCGGGAGAAGCUCUGGGAGGUGAGUCCCCCUCCCUGGGCCAGGUCUUCCCAGCUUCCCGGCUGAGAAGGGGGAGCCCAUGGUGAUCUUGGAAGCCGGGUGGAGUCGGAGCUGUGUGACAGUCUCCAAGCACAAGGGGCCAGCUUGGAUCCCAAUGGUUCCCGAUUUUUUCCCUCAGCCUCCCAUGCCUAAGCUCACACACAUUUCCUGCUUCAGUGUAGUUCUGUUUGGGGUGAAGGGCCAAUGAGCUGCUGGAACAAAGGGACAGAGGGAAACGGAUCUCAGAGGGGAACGGCCCCCCUCCCCCUUCUCGUCGUCAUCCCAGUGCCCCACUCUCCCUUCUCACUCCCCUCUGAGACCUGGCUGUUUCCCAGGCAAAGGCAAGAGAAACGUGCCCCCCUCCCCUAGCAGGCCCCCAACUCUACCAGCUCCAGUCACCCCUCCAUCCAGCCUCAGUCCACAGCCCCCACCCCUCUGGCCCCUGGCUCCCUUGCCCCGAUGGAUAUGAGCUUGUUACUUUUCUACGGACUGCUAUUUUUCACAACAGUUCUUGGGGAGAGAGGGCAGCUUCCCAAAGGCAGGCCCGGCCCUCCCCGGCCUUCUCUGGUGUAGAUGGUACAGUUUUAUUGUACAGGUGCUAAAAAAGAGAAAAAUAAGAAAAGACUCCCCCCAAAGGCCCAGUUUGAGGAUGGGACAAUCUGUUCUCUGGAGUCUCCUGAGCCGCCUGCGCACAUGUGGGCCAGGAGCAGUUGUGGUGAAUUUUCUUCAUAUUGUCUUGAUUCCCCAGCGGGCAGCCUGACCUCCCCUUCUCCGAGACCUCCCCUUUGUGUCUCUUGGCCCUCUGGACUCGAUCAGCUUUUUACACAAAUCCUUCUCUUUCUUUUGUAAAAUAUAUAUAUUUAAACAUAUAGAGAUAUUUUUAAAUAUAUAUAUGUGCGUCGUCGUAGAUCAAGCUGAGGGUUUGGGGUUCGGGUUUUCUUUGGGGGUGUCUCGGUCUUGGUUUUUUUAUCCUUUUUAAAGGUUUUGGCCUUUUCCUUUUGCAUUUGGGGGUGUAUUCUGGCUGCUCUCUUGGUUUGGUUCUAAGCAACAGGCUGUGGCAUCAACAACACAUUUCUAUACAGAAAACCCUGUAUCAGG